Molecule: messenger RNA, 1407 nt
Organism: Xyrauchen texanus (razorback sucker)
Lineage: Eukaryota; Metazoa; Chordata; Actinopteri; Cypriniformes; Catostomidae
Gene: calhm6
Product: calcium homeostasis modulator family member 6
Exons: 2
Coding region: 53-868 (271 amino acids)
Molecular function (GO): monoatomic cation channel activity
Source: RefSeq, a predicted model, not a curated record
UUCAGUGCCUGUUGUUAAAGAACAAAGAGUUUACGACUUUGAGCUUUCAGACAUGGAUCACUUAAAACCUCUUCUUACAUUCACCCAGAAACAGCAAACCAAUUUGGGAUUUGGACUGAUUGCUCUUCUAACAGUGGGUAGCGAGCACGUCUUCUCUGUCUUUGCUUUUAGUUGUCCUUGCAAUGAUUGGAAUUUUAUUUACGGGAACGUCUGCCUCCUCGUACCCGCACUUGCUCUGCUCAUCCUAAGUUACAUGUUGAGCAAUAAAACAUGGAAAUUAUUCACGGGUCUGUGCCUUAGGAAAAGGAAACUAUUUCGCUUUAAUUACGCAUUUGGCUUUUUGUGCGUUUUUCUUCAAAUCAGCGUGACCGCAAUGGUCGCACCUCUCAGCUGGAUUGCAGUUGCUCUUCUCAAAGGGGUUUACUUCGAGUGUGCAAUGACUGGUGCCAAUGUUACUCUCUUCAGGAGUCACCUUUGUAACGACAAGUAUCCUCACUGUCGGACAGAGCUGGUUCAGUUCCCGUGUGAUGGAACCAGUGUCCCGAAAAGCGAGAGAGUGGCUGUUCUUUCCAUCAUACGCGCGGAAUCUCAGGUUCUUGGUUGGAUCCUGAUAGCUUCUGUCAUGAUGGUCACCUUUCUGCUUACAUGUGUGGCAAGAUGCCAUUCUCCAAUCAGUUACAUGCAGCUGAAGUUUUGGAGGAUGUACUCUCAGAAGGAGAGUGAGCUUUUGCACAGCUACACAGCUCAGCAUGCUGAAAAGCUUGCAAAGAGAAACUUAACAAGUUUCUUUGAGUUAACCAAACCCACUCCUAUGAAGAGUCCUCCCAAAAAAGCCUGGGAGAAGAUUUCCUCCUUCUACAAGUUCUGAACCAUGGAUGACUACUACAGCAUCCUGCACAAGUAUGUGUGCACUUGUGAGGACCUUGAAAAUCCAAAAGUGCGGGCUUCAAUGAAGUCUGAAAAUGAAUUUUCAAACCCAGCAGCACUGGCUUUUCUGGACGAUGGCAAACUCGUCAUGUAGAUAUGUACACAUGCUUUCUGAAAAACAUGUACAGUAUGGUUUAGCAAUGCUCCUCUAAUUGACAGCUUUCUUCGUUUAUUAUGACAUUAUGGGCACAUGCAUAAACAGAACUGGAAAGAUCACUUAUGUCUCUCUCUUUCCUGUGCAUUCUAGAGUCAGUCUAUUGUUCUUUUGUUUUUUAAUUGUAGCUUUUCUUUUGAUUAAUACAUCUGUAUUAUUUGAAUUUCCAUGGGGAUUUUGUUAUUUGAUUUUUUUUUCUUCAAUAAGAUUUUUUGUGUGUAUAGUACAAACUAUUCUGAAUUGCCCUUUGUGUUUGUGGCAAGUAGACUGUUUACAUUAAUCAGCUAUGCAUAUUUUUCUUAAAACGCAACUACUCAUUGUGUAGA